Molecule: messenger RNA, 2099 nt
Organism: Protopterus annectens (West African lungfish)
Lineage: Eukaryota; Metazoa; Chordata; Ceratodontiformes; Protopteridae
Product: protein FAM98B-like
Exons: 3
Coding region: 38-1111 (357 amino acids)
Cellular component (GO): tRNA-splicing ligase complex
Source: RefSeq, a predicted model, not a curated record
CUUUUAUUGUAGUAGUUGUUUAUAUGUAACGUACAAUAUGGUACUGGAGAGCGAUAUUUUGGACACCCUAGAGGCACUGGGAUACAAGGGCCCGCUACUGGAGGAAGAAGCUUUGCUGAAAGCAGCAGAAAGUGGAGCAUCAUCUACAGCCUUCACUGAACUUUGUGUGUGGCUAGCUGCACAGCUCAAACAACUGGGCAAGCUGGAAGAGGGCAUUGUUUCAACAGCUGGUGCUGAUGAUGUGGAAGGCUUUCAGUUGGAAGUUAGUGGCUUUCUGAAGGAGCUGGCCUGCCCAUAUUCAUCACUUAUUUCAGGAGAAGUUAAAGAGAGACUGAAGACAAAGGAAGAUUGUUUGAAACUACUAUUAUUUUUAAGUACAGAGCUUCAAGCCAUGCAAAUUGUACAGAGCAAACCAUCUCCACCUGUGUCCAAUGAAAUGCACCAAGAAAUUGAAGCAAUGUGUAAGACACUGGACCUGCCUAAACCUUCUGCAUCCACUAUUUCUCAGUCAUUCAGCAGUAUUGAAAGCAAGAUAAAGGAACUGCAGUCAAAAAUUCCUAAGGGGUACCUUGGAAAUCCAUUGUUAAAGUCUACCCUGACUUCAGAACAGUGGGAAAAGUUGAAAAAUAUUAAUGCAGCUCUGUGCCGCGAAUAUGACUGUCGGCAAAGAAUGUUACUGAAAAGAUUGGAUGUCACGGUGCAGUCAUUUGACUGGUCUGAGAGGGCAAAGAGUAAAACAGAUGUUAUCGCAAAAGCCUAUCAAGCUAAACGAUAUGCAUUGUCUUCAAUGUCUUCAAUAACACUAGCCCAUCUCCUUGCCGCCAGGGAAGAUUUGUCCAAGAUUAUAAAGACUAGCAGUGGAGUCAACCGAGAAAAGACUGCCUGCCCAAUCAAUAAGGUUCUGAUGGGAAAAGUACCAGACCGAGGAGGAAGACCUACAGAGAUUGAACCUCCGGGUCCAGAAAUGCCCCCAUGGAUGAAGAGGCAGGAUGGGGGAGGACGAGGAGGUGGCGGAGGAAGAGGAGGAGGAUGGGGAGGAGGUGGUGGGUUCAGGGGAAGGGGAAAUCAAAGAGGAGGAUUUGGAGGAGGGGGAGGAUUCAGGAGAUAUUAAUAAAAUUGUGUUUAUUAUUCUGUAGCAAUCAGAUUUGAGUUACAAACUGUAAUAGUAGAGGGCAGGCACUUUUUUCCUGCUGUAAUUCUAUUUUGCGUAUGAAGUGUAUUGUGAAGAACUCAUUAUACUGAAGGAAUACAAGAAUGCAGUUUUUAAAUAAUAUGCAACUUAUUUUUGUUGGUUCAAAUUGAUUUAAUUGGAACAUAGAUUUGAUCUCCCCGUUGUACAUAAAUUCCACUCCGAGCUUGUUAAAAGUGGCAAGAGAAAUGCCUGCAACACUGACAUUGAAGCUUUCAGCUUUAGAUGCUGUCCUCCUUCAUUCACCUGACUUUGAUAACAUCCACUGCCAUUAAUGUGUUUUCCUUUAGUAGUAUGAUGUUCACUUUAAUAUGUCUGUGGAGGGAGGAGUGUCUUACAAAACUACUUUUAUAAAAGUCAGUAUACAAAGAGCUGAGCAAUAUAGAAAGCAGGUUGAACACAAAUUCAGGUUUAUCACAGUGCUUGUCACAUCGGAAGCAGACCUUCAUGUAAUUUUGGACUGAAUAACCAGAAAGAAUCUAUUUCCUGAUCAAUUGAGUAGAUCACCAGCAAGUCAUGGAGGUGAUUUGUAUUAUUUAAAGACUGUUGUGUUACUUAUUUGUAUAAUUUUCUCUGGUGUAUGUUUUUGCAAACAUCAAGAACAAGUAGAAAUGAAUUUAAAAUUGUAUAAAUUCUGUAUGACAUUUGUUUUAUCAGAAUUCCUCCUGAAUUAUAAAGAAUCUUCAAAGGAGGUUAUAUUUUGGUAUUUUUAGUAUCCAGUGGUGUUCAUGAGGUAGACAGGUAUGAAAUCUUUUGUGACGCAUUCCAUUUUUUGGACUAGUUUUAUGCAUUUCAUCAAAUUUGUUAAUUUUCUAGUACAGUGCAUGUAAUACUUAAUGUACAGCCUAGCCUAGAUGCAAAAGAAUGUUUACUUUUAAAGACAUUUGCAUAAAUUAUGUUCUUAAACUUA